UCUCUACCCAGCGCGGAUUACAGCCACUUUUUUCAAACGGGGUAGUUCAUCUUUCGAACAUAGACGAGCUUUGGUGGCACUUCAUCUGUGACGAAGCCUCCGGCUGACUGACUGUCAAGAAAAAAGACUCGCAUCUCCCCUCCUGGAUGAAAUGUCUCCGUUGCAGAAAGGCUGAUGAAUCCCUGAAACCAAUAUCCAAGAGGGAUGGUGCACGUGAACCAAUCUGAAUUACUUGACACUGCUCACAGACUGGGAGGCAGGAGAUGAGACACUGCAGCCCUCGACCACAUCAUGAGUAUCCAGAGUCUGGGAGGAGCUAUAGGGGAUUCCCUGGGCUCUAGCCUGACGGUGCGUGUGAGUGGAGCAGGUGGUGGGUGGAGUGCUCUCUCCCUGAAGCCUGUUUCCUCCGGGCGGAUUGCCUCACUGUUCCAAACCAUGGUUCCAACUGGUUAUACCAAGCUGCAGGAGGAGCGGUUAGCCAUGGUGGACCUUGGAGCUAAACCUGAGGCCAGCUCGCUCCAGAAUGGCUACAGACAGGAGUCAUCACACAUAGAAGGCCGACGGCUCCUGGACCGGGCGUCUCGGUCCUCUGUGACUUUAUCUGACUGUGGAGAUGGAGGCUACUCUGAAACAGAGCCCAUGCUGGCUGAGAGGAGGCUGUCUGGGGAGGAGGCAGAUGAGGAGGAUGAGGAGGAUGAGGAGGAAGGGCUGGGAUCAGCUGUGCAGAAUAUGCCCAAAGAGUCGCCGCUGGCCAUGGCGUUGCAGAUUUUGCUCCCCUUCCUGUUAGCUGGAUUUGGAACUGUAUCAGCUGGAAUGGUGCUGGAUAUUGUUCAGCACUGGGAGGCAUUCCAGUACAUCACAGAGAUCUUCAUCCUGGUACCUGCUCUCCUUGGCCUCAAGGGAAACCUGGAGAUGACUCUGGCCUCAAGGCUGUCCACAGCGGUGAAUGUGGGCAAGAUGGAUUCUCCCAUAGAGAAGUGGAAUCUAAUCAUAGGCAACCUGGCUCUGAAGCAGGUUCAGGCCACUGUGGUGGGUUUCCUGGCUGCUGUAGCAGCCGUGGUUCUCGGUUGGAUCCCAGAGGGGAAGUUCCAGAUGAGUCACGCUGUGCUGCUGUGCUCCAGCAGCGUGGCCACAGCCUUCAUAGCCUCCCUGCUGCAGGGUAUCAUCAUGGUUGGUGUAAUUGUGGGUUCAAAAAAGACCGGCAUCAACCCAGACAAUGUAGCCACACCCAUUGCCGCCAGUUUUGGUGACCUCAUUACCCUGGCAAUCCUGGCCUGGAUAAGCCAGGGCCUCUACAAGUGCCUGGAUACCUACCCGUAUGUGUCAUCACUGGUUUGCACCUUCUUCAUGUGUCUAACUCCCCUGUGGAUCAUCAUCUCCUCCAAGCACCCGGCCAGCCGCACUCUGCUCUACUCUGGAUGGGAGCCAGUCAUCACUGCCAUGGUCAUCAGCAGCAUCGGAGGGCUGAUCCUUGACAAAACAGUGUCUGACCCAAAUCUUGCCGGCAUCGUAGUGUACACCCCGGUUAUCAACGGAAUCGGGGGUAACCUGGUGGCUAUUCAGGCCAGCAGGAUCUCCACUCACCUGCAUUUCCACUGUGCUCCUGGAGAGGUACCUGAUGAUGCAAAGGGCUGCUACUACCCUUGCCGCACCUUCUGUGGUACAGGAGCCAACCAUCGCUCUGCUCAGGUGCUUCUCCUUUUGGUGAUCCCUGGUCACCUGAUAUUCCUCUACACCAUUCACCUGAUGAAGAGCGGACACACCACCCUGACCCCCAUCUUUAUGUCCGUCUAUCUGGCUGCUGCUAUGCUGCAGGUGUUGCUGUUGUUGUGUAUAGCAGACUGGAUGGUGCACUCCAUGUGGCGGAGCGGCAAAGAUCCAGACAGUUUCUCUAUCCCUUACCUGACAGCUCUGGGCGACCUGUUGGGCACCGCCCUGCUGGCGCUCAGCUUCCACUUCCUGUGGGUCAUAGGAGACCAGGACAGUGAUGUGGGCGACUGAUUGGGCCUUGGACAAUAAGGCAUCGUGGUGGCGGGAACCCUGCCUCUGCCAUCUGACCUCUCACAUCCUUACGGCUUGUGGGAACGUGGGUGCUCUCUGUCGCUGACCAGCCCAUUCCUCUGCCUCACUUCACUUAAACCACACAAUGGUUUAGAAACUAUUUCCUGCUCCUGGCUUUUUUGUUUUUUGUCUACAUGCUAAAGAUAUUAUAUUCCAUAAAUCAAGACUGUUCUCAGUACAGAUUUUGAUCUGCAUAGUUUGCACCAAAGCACUUACAUAUUAUAUUGCUGGUCUUGUUAAGAGAAACAGGAAAACACCAGCCACCACCCACAGCACUGAGGAAACCUUGCUGCUGUUGGCAAGUUGGUUUACCUUGCCAGCCAAGCAUCAGUCGAAGGUCUUCUACUUUAAAAAAAAUCUCUUUUACUGGUUCAUAUUUUGGGGAUUUACCACCCGCCGUGUCACAAACUUUGUUAUCUGCCUUGUGUAUUACUGCUUUGCAACAUCAAGCCAAAGGAGAGAUACAGAGACAGCUGGGGUGGAGGCAAGACAAGGAAGUUUAUCAGAGAUCAGCUCAUGAUCAAACACUUUGAACUGCUAUGUAAGCAGGUGUACCAGCACCAGGGUUAGAAGGGAACAACAUGAAGUUGUAUCAAUGAUAGAAAUGGAUUUCUUCCUGUGUUGACAUGUCUUUAUGUUAUGUGUUUUCCCAGUGUCCAAACUCAGCCAUCCAUACGGUACAGUUAUUAUAUUGCUUUGUCAGUAAUUUUGAUUUAUCCCACAUUGUUCUCUGCAAGGUUGAGUUUGGAACAUUGGGCCUCAUUCACCAUGAAAUUUCUUCUUAAAACCUACUUACAUAGUAGUAGGUAAGGUUAGGUUUGGUAAGAACAGAAUCUAUGCACACUCAUAGUUGUAUAAUAUUUUAGAAUUUAAAUAACAAUAGUAUCUUUUUAUCAUUUAUAAAAUUUGAUAAUUAUUUGCAUUAUUUUACAAAAAGUAUUAUGUUCUUAUAAAUAAACUACACUGACAUUUCAACUCACAUCAGUUAUGUAUCAUGCCAUCUAAUAAUCGGUGAUUGAUAACUUAGAAAAUAUCACUGGUGGGUCGAGGCGGGACAAAAAAAGUUAUUAGUAACUUAUAAAAGCAUUGCAUAAAAUAGUCGGUCUUCAACUUUUUUCUCCCUCACUCUGUCUCUCAAACACGCACACACACACACACACACACACACACACACACACACCUUAGAAAGCACUAGUGUACUCAUCUCUGCACAGGGUUAGAGCAGACCAGCAUUGCAUCAUUGCCAAGGCCACAUCCUCUUCUGGGGGGAAAGAAAUGUGCUGUCACAUCAGUAGAGGAAACUGGAAAAUGCUGAAAAAGCUGUUGUGCAGCUUAAUUAAGGCUUUCAAACUGAGAUCUGAGGCACCCAAGAUACAUUGAUAUUCACUGUUAGUGUGGCUAAAUGAUGCUGGUAAUAGGUGCUAUGGAUGAAUACCUAAUGUUAGCUGGGAGGCUGCUGCAGUACUGUCACACAGUACAGAAGCAUCACACUGACAACUGCAACUACAUUUAUUAACAGGUUGGCUAUUUACAGACAGCACUUCCCCUAACAGUACCUGGUGAUUCAAUCAAAUAAACUUUUUGAGCGAAUCACCAGGUAGUGUGAUCCAGACACACGUGUAAACGUGUAUAUCUAUACCUGUGCAGAUGUUCAGAUAAGCAAUAUCCACCCACUGUGUUGGGUCAUUGAUGUACUUGAAGAGGGGAAAGACUGAGUGGACACAGCACAAGGUCACAAAAUAAUUAUCAGACGUGUCCAUAAAACAAACUACAAACUUUUCAAAUUCUAAUCCAAACACAUGUCAAAUUGCAUUGAUAUCUAUAGAAUCUUUGGUUUUCUACUCCCUAAAACGGGGCAUGGCCUUGACAUUUUGCAAAGCAACCGUAUGUGCCAGCCUGGUAUAUUGGCUAACAAGGGAGUAAAGUCAGCAAGCGCAGUUUGCUUAUUUGCAAAUGUCUGUGAAGUGUGUUUAAUAAUAUAUGACCGCAUCGCUAUAUAGGCCUCCACAUUUAAAUAAAGUCAUGGAAACAGGGUGAAAUAUUAUGGCAACGUUUUGAAAGUUCAUUGUUAAAAAUGUGUGGGAAUCCUGAAUACAUACAUUUGGCACUUUGCAGGUGGGGUCAGGUUGGGGUGGUUGAUUAUGUUGUAUUUUUAACAACCCGUGCAUAUUUUUUGUGUGGAUAUUAUUUAUAUCCACUACUGACACUACUAAAUAUGACAGUUCAUUUGAGCCCUGUUUCCACCAAGCAGUCCAGUAUGGUUCGAUUCAGUUCAGUAUGCAUUUUUUCCAUUACUGACAAACAAAAAAGUUGUGGAUGGUACCAAUUGAACUGUUCCUUACCAUCCCCAUUUUUGGUCACCCCUUUGUUGGGGUACCUAACACACAGAUCUGUUACUAAAAGGUGGAGCUAGAAACACUGCAGUCCAUUGAUUGGUCAAUAGAGGAUGGUCAAUUUGUCUAAGAGCUGAGUUGUGGCUGGUUUUGUAACCACUCUUCACACCGUGUCAAGUUCUACAUACAUUAGUUAACUAUAACAUGGAAGGAUGUUUUGCUUCCUCUUGCAGCAGCUGUAGACUGAGGAAAAAAAACUUAAUUCACUGGGCCGACUGCCAGCAACUUUUAAGGCGGAUCAUUUACUUUUAAUUUUACUCAAUGCAUGAGUUGACGACGUGAACCCAUCAACACACCUUAAAUUUCGAUGUGACAACUUUGACCAUUCCAUCAGUUUUUAUUGUCUCUCUUGGAUGUUAUACACUUUUAGUAAUGAGCGGAUCUUAAAGCGUUUAAAAGUACAGUAUAUAUUAAUUUCAACCGGAUUAUGUGAACUGCAUAUAUACUAAUCCUCACUUGGAGGAGAAAAAAAAGCAUUGUGAAGCAUCGUUCCCGUGGGCCUCAGCAACACUUGACCCUGACACUUGCCUCAUAUGGACUAACUGCACAAACCCACUAUUUUAAACAUCCCAUGGAGAGAGACUUUCACUGCAGCCUGUUCUAUUUUGUUCUGAAAAUGUCAGCGUAUGACCCCGUUCUGUUGACAAUAAAUGAGCUCCAGACUUCCAUCUGUGCCAUCAGUGAUGAGGAAAUACCGCAAGUGCUGGACGGAGCAGUGAGUGAUGGCAACCCUGCCUACAUUUAAGAGUGCUUUUUGCAAUAGAAAUGCUAAACAGACAGAGGGUCUAGGUAUCAUGUCUGAAGAGUUAGUUUUGGUUCCAAGGGUACCAUACCAUAAGUGUUUGGUGGAAACAGGGCUUUGGUGUUCACUUCCUGCAGACGUUCCUCCACUUCAGAACUAUUGAAGUGUUUUUACACUUGGAGCCCGCUGCUCCAUCCUCUUUAGACUUUCAGUUGGGUGUUCUUAACUCUAAUUCUCUCCACAAUUCUUCGUAUUCUUAAACUUAUGUUUCUGUGUGCACACGGUCCUGCAAUUAGCAGGGUGUUUAUUUACGAUAAUUAGGAUCAACUGACACACACUUUCAGGUUACCAGGACACUGGGAUUCAUCAUUAUAGGAACACAGGUGUGAACAAUUCUGCAGUUUAAGAACAUGUCAUGAAUGUGACGUCUACUUUUUUUAGGACCUUACUUAAGAACAAAUUUAACAAAAAUGGUAAGAAAAAAGAUGUUGGUGAAUGAGGCCCAUUCUUCCUGGCUGCAAUUAAACAUUUCUGUGAUAGUUUUCUUUCAUGCACAUGUAAAGUGGGUUUUUCUUUGUCUUUUCUGUUUUCUAACCUGCUUCCUGACAGGACGUUGAAUCAGGGGUUACCAACCUUUUUGGCUCUGGAAAAUGAAGUUCAGUCUGGCAGACCAGUACUCUUUACUCCUAAAUAAGUCAAAUAAUUUCAUGCCAAGAUUCAGUGUAGUGAAUAAUGCUUUCAUGGAUGAAAGUCAAAAAUAAAAUAAAUUGAUGUUAAAGUCAAGGUCGCAAGGCCCGACAGCCAACACUGCAUGGUACCAGGUUGGCUCAACCCCAGACAACCCCUUCCCUGAACAAUGAUUGUCCAAUCACAGCAACCAUAACUGGCCAUGUCAGGUCUGUAUUGGAUUUCACCAAAUGUUGUAGUGUGCAUGGGGCUAUAGCUUGGAGCGAUACUUAUAUAUAAAAAGUUUAGAUGAGGGUGUAUUUGAAACCACAAGUGCAAAAGUGUAAGGAAUGGAUUACCUGCUCUAGUGUACAAUUCAACCGUAGCAUAUCUGGGAAAUGAAAAAAACAGACUAAUCUUUAAUUUUUCUUUAUUAUAUCAACUAACUAGCUCCACACUGCAAUACAAGGAUAAUGCUAUGUAUUUAGUGUCUUUAUAUGUUGCUCAUUAACUUAGCAUUAUUUAUAUAUCUAUACUGAACAAAAACUAAAUUGCAACACAUAUUUUUGUUAGCAUGUUUUCACAGGUUUAAGUUUAAGAGCCAAGACUUAUUUAAUGCACUCAAUACAUAUUGGUCACAAAUGUGUUGAAAUCCAUGUUAGUGAGCACUUCUAUUUUAGAUAAUCCAUCCACCUGACAGUUAUAUAAAAAAUGAUGCUGAUUAAACAGCAUGAUUACUUAACAGUAGGGCUGUAUCUGACUCAAAAUUAUGUCAGAUGAAUCAGAUUAAUAUGAACAUUUGAUGAGUCAUUUUUCCCCCAUAUAAAGUUUUGAAAUUUGAAUGGGGCUCAGCAGGAUGUUCAGUGUGACAGUGGUAUUCAUGUAAUAUAGUUAACAAGCUAACUGCACUAACGCCUUACUGGAAUUUUUUGCCAACACUAGAUAUCAAACAAAAGCCAGAGGCUGUGUUGUAUUAAGUAUCUGUGAACUUCCAUGCAGAAGAGAGAAGAUCAUGUUAUCUCAGAGCCUUACAGUGCAGAGUUUUUCCUCCUUGGUGCUGCUGCAGCACGUCUGCAGCUGUCUGUACCAAAGAUUUGCCUGAAAGUCACGAGUGCUCACUCUGCAGCAAAAUCUGGGUUAGCAAAACCUUCCCAGAAGUCACUGCACAGCACACUGACUGGCAAAAAAGAGACUGCACAACUUGAAGCAAUCACAGUCAGCUGAGUGGUCCCUGACUGAUGAUUCAAAUCUCUGACUUAAGGGGCAGCUCUACUACACAGGUGUGCUUUGGGAUGUUCACAAUAAAAUUCCACUCCAACAUGUGCAGUUUGAUUACACAACAAAAUGCCACUGAUGUAGUAAGGUUUUAGGGGGUGUGCCAUUGGCAUGCUAACUGCAGGAAUGUCCACCAGAGCUGUUGCCUGUGAACUGAAUGUUCAUUUCACUUCCGUAAGUCAUUUCCAAAGUUGUUUACCUGAAUUUAGCAGCACAUCCAAUCAGCCUCAAAACUGCACAUGUAGGUAAUGAUGAAAAACUGCCAUCAGAUCACAACCGUGGUGAGGAGAACAAGCAUACAGAGGAGCUUCCCUGGGAUGGUUUCUGCAGAAAUUCUUCACUUGUGCAAACAAAUCAUUGUUGGGGUGGCUGGUCCCAGAUGAUCUUACAGAUGAAGAUAGUAACGUGGUCUGCAGUUGUGAGGCUGGUUGGAUGUACUGCAGAAUUCACCAAAAUUCGAGAGAACUACAUCUAUUGAGUGCAUGAAAAAAGUCUUAGCUCUUUAAUUUCAACUUGUGAAAAAUGGGAGCAAGAACAAAAGUGUUGUGUUUAAAUUUUUGUUCAGUUCACUGUAGCCAUCAAGUGUGUGUGUGUUUCAAAAGGAGAGUCAGCUGGAGACAGGGUUUCCAACUAACUCAAGAAAGUAAUGUUAGCUUAAUUAGCUUGCUAGUCAUGUCAUUCAUCUAAGUCACUACGGUCUGAAAUCAAGGACCCAGUGUUUCAAAGAAUACUAUGCAUUUCUGUAUUAUUAUCAUUAUGAACUGUAUGGCUGUGUAAGAACAGGAAGUUACAGGCAUGGCAACAGGAAGUGAGGGGAGCAGGGUUAGUGAAUGGUCAGUUAUUGCUUUGCAUCAGCCACUCCGCACAUACUUUUCCCUUCUGUGUCUAUUUGCAGCUAGUCAUCAUUUCAGCCAUAGCCUCCUGUGACACUCAUGUAAAACGAGAGAAAGAGCUCCCACUGGGAGCUCUAAUUCAGUGUGCGGAUUUUUUUCUUCUUUCUGCAUGGGCCCCUAUUAUCCAGCACCUGACCUAAAGCAGGAUUGGAUGUGCGCACAACUACUCUGUCUUCUGUGACUCAUGUAAAACAAACCAUGAAAUGUUGCGUAUAGUAUUUCAGCCUCCUGUGGUCCCUCUCAAUCAUUUCCUGUGUUAGUUUGUCCUGUCCAGCAUCUCUGUUAGUUUGUCCUCUGUGUGCACAACAUGACCCAGUUGUGCACACAGAGCAGGAGAUAUUCAAAAUUCCAUGGUGGAAGUUUGCAUGCUAAUCUCACGCUGUUUUCAGUACAUACACACACAGUAUCCAUGUGCAUGCACACAAUUAAUCAGCAGUUUAAUGUCAGCAUAGUUUGAUUUUCUACUCAGUAAUCCUAAUUAGUGACCUAAUUAAACAUCAGAUUUCAUGCACUUUUUCAGAAUAUGCUGUGUGUUUGAAUGGUCAGAUAAAAUAGAUUCAGAUGAAGCAGACUGAUUAGUGAAAUCAUCUUAACUUUAAAAAUGAACUCCUAAACCAAACCACCUCCUUAAUGUGAUAACUCAGCAGCGUAUUGUGUGCAUGUGAACGUAGCCAGUGGCUCUAAUCAACCCGAAUAUGUGCCUCUUGAGAUUCAGUGGUUACCAAGGUAUUUCUCUGUCAUGCCAUUAAUGCCAUUUUCUUUCUACAGCAUUGUAAUACUGUGCAAUGAUUUCCUUUUGUACUCACUUUCAGUUUUAUCAUGACAAUUACUUUUGAGGAGUUUCAUUCCAAAAUGACAUCAUUUUAAUUACUGGCAUGAAACAUCUAGAUAUGGAAGUUGUUAGAGGGUGACAUCCAUUUGAUUCAAAGUGGAUACAUUCCCUUUUGGUAUGAAACUCUUUAUUUGCCUUUGUAUGGGCCAAAAAUGUCUAAAUAAAUGUCUGUGAACUGAAAA
Epinephelus fuscoguttatus (brown-marbled grouper) is the source of this 9044-nucleotide messenger RNA. RefSeq names its product solute carrier family 41 member 2b (gene slc41a2b). The coding region runs from base 292 to 2001 and encodes 569 amino acids. Gene Ontology annotation, biological process: monoatomic cation transport. Gene Ontology annotation, cellular component: plasma membrane. The record is from RefSeq and is a predicted model, not a curated record. The transcript has 11 exons. Gene Ontology annotation, molecular function: monoatomic cation transmembrane transporter activity. NCBI's taxonomy places the organism in Eukaryota, Metazoa, Chordata, Actinopteri, Perciformes, Serranidae.